AUGCCAAACCUCUCCGGCAAGGUCGUUGUGGUGACGGGUGGCAGCACUGGAAUUGGAUAUGCUACUGUUCGGCUGCUUGCUCGGCGAGGAGCGAAGGUAUACUUCACGACGCGAUCAGAACCAAAGGCUCGAAAAGCACAUCAGACCCUAGCUAGUGACUCCGAGGUUGAACCAGAAAAUGUCAUCUGGCUAGUCAUGGACCUUUUUGAUCUUAGGAGCAUCAAUGCUGCUACCGAUGAGCUGAAAAGGAGGGAAACCAAGGUUGAUAUCUUGAUCAACAAUGCCGCCGCUUCAACGUCGUCGACUGACUUAGUAGAGGGCAGAUACGAGCAACACAUGGCUGCCAAGUUCCUAUUUGGCUUCGACAUGAUCCGUUAUGCCGUGUCCAAAGCUGCUGCUAUUCUGUUCACCAAGGAGCUCCAACGUCGGCUCGAUGACCAAGAUCUUCCGAUAUUAUGUGUCGCUGUCCACCCAGCUGAGCAGGGUGCUGCCACUCCCUUCUUCGCGGCAGUCGCUGGCGAAGUUCGCCAGAAGGCUAAUGUUUACAAAGGGCGGUUCUUGGUGCCGAUUGGGAAAGUUGAGACCCCUAAUGCAGUUGCUGAGGACAAUCGACAGAUCAAGGGCUUAUGGGAGAACACAACCCAAGAGGUAAAUAAGCAGCUUGCGGAAUAUAAGCUACCCUCUUUGGAAGCAUGGUAA
This is a messenger RNA of Scedosporium apiospermum, 699 nucleotides long. RefSeq lists its product as uncharacterized. Lineage: Eukaryota; Fungi; Ascomycota; Sordariomycetes; Microascales; Microascaceae. The transcript has 5 exons. The record is from RefSeq and is a predicted model, not a curated record. Bases 1 to 699 code for a protein of 232 amino acids.